Messenger RNA from Cynara cardunculus var. scolymus (artichoke), 2369 nucleotides. Its product is annotated as proton pump-interactor 1-like. Lineage: Eukaryota; Viridiplantae; Streptophyta; Magnoliopsida; Asterales; Asteraceae. The coding region runs from base 257 to 2086 and encodes 609 amino acids. The record is from RefSeq and is a predicted model, not a curated record. The transcript has 8 exons.
GGGCGAAAAAGAGUUCACUACUUCUCUCACUAGAACCCCCCCAUCUUAUAUACAACAAUCUAUAGACGCCGGACCUCCUCUUCCUUCUCUCUCUAAAUCCCCUAAAAGGCACAGAGAUCUAUCAACCCUCGCUGACCUUCUUGUUUUCUCGAUCAGGGUCUCUAUUUUCUCCAAAAUCAGUCUUCAUCUGUUCUUUCAAUUUCUGGGUCUUUUUCGUUUCUAAGGUUAUUUAAGUUAUCGUAUCUUGAAAAAAAUCAUGGGUAUCGAUGGAGUGGAGUCUGAGUUGGCCCAUGUGGCUGUGGAGAAUGGGAAGAAAGAGAUCGGUCUUAAUGGACAUGUUGAUGAAAAUGAAUCCGGUACUCACGGGAAUGAAUCAGUGCGAGUAGAAACCACCCCAGAUACGAGCUUUCCAAAGGACGCAGUUGAUGAGUGGCCUGAAGCAAAAGUGUUCCAUUCGGUUUAUUUUGUUAAAUACCGAACAGUUGAAGACCAGAACUUGAAGGCUAAACUUGAUUUGGCUGAUAAGGAGCUUAGAAAGCUUAAUCAAGCCCGUGAUCCGAUUACUGAAAAACUGAGGGCAAAAAGGACUGAACGGGCACAAGUAAUAGGGCAAUUGAAGGCAUUAGUUGAAGAGAAAAACCAUUUCCGGACGAUUAUGGAUGACAAGAGAAAAGAAAUCGAACCUUUGCAGCAGGCAUUGGGAAAGUUGCGGGGACCAAGAGAUGCGAAUAGAGACAAUAGAAGUUUCAUAUGCUCUUCUGAGGGAGAGCUCAAUGAUGUUAUUAAGAGUUUGCAAUACCGCAUUCAACAUGAAAGUAUUACCCUAAAUGAGGAAAAACAAAUCAUUCGAGAAAUCAAACAAUUUGAAGGGACACGGGAUAAAGUUAUCGCGAAUGCUGCUAUGAGGGCGGAAGUUCAGAAAUCCGUUGGUGAAAAAGAUGCCAUUCAAGACCAGGUCAAACUUAUUGGUGUCGGUCUUGAUGGGGUCCGCAAAGAUCAACAGGCUAUUAAGGCGAAAGUUAAGACCCUCGAGGCUGAAAAAGAGGCCAUAAACAGCGUGAUUGCUUCUUUAGAGGAGGAAUUGCACGGGUUGGUCGAGAAAAGGGACAAGGUCUAUGAGAAGAUUCGUGAGUUGAGGAAUAAACGUGAAGAAGGGAAUAGUUGCUUUUAUCAGAACCGCUCGCUCUUGAAUGACGCAAGAAGGCUGGCUGCAAAUAAAGACGUUAAUGCCCUUAAAGAGCUUGCUAUAUCAGAGGUUGACAAGUUCAUGACCGAGUGGAAUAAGAGUAAAGCAUUCAGAGAAGAUUACGAGAAAAGAAUCUUGCAAUCGCUUGAUAUCCGACAACUAACCAAAGAUGGGCGUAUGAGGAAUCCUGGAGAGAAGCCAUUGAUUUCACAAGAAAUACCAACUCCUGUUCCUGUUGAGAUCGAGGUCGUAGCAAAACCGAAGGUGAAACAAACGAAGGAAGAACCUGCUCCACCUCCGGUUGCCAUAAUCGAGGAAGAAAAAGAUGGGAAAAACGCGAAAGAAACAAAUGGGACCGUAAAGGGUAAAAAAGAGAAAAAAGAAGAGGAGGAAGUUUUCAGGGUGGAGAAAAAGCCGACGAAAACAAAAGAAGUCGAUGAAUCAAAGCUGAAGGAGAUUAAGAGGGAGGAGGAGAUUGCAAAAGCGAAACAGGCUUUGGAACGGAAGAAAAAGCUGGCGGAAAAAGCCGCAGCAAAAGCGCAGAAAAAAGCUGAAAAGGAAGCCGAGAAGAAGCUUAAGGAUCGUGAGAAGAAAGAGAAGAAGAAAAUGCAGGCUUCUGCACCUGCCGCCGAUCCCGAGGAAGCAACAACGGAGGAGGCUGCAGCCGAGGCUCCGGAGGAAGAAAAGAUCGAAGAAAACGUCAAGAUUACAGCAAAGAAGUCGUUUCCAAAGGAGAAUACGAGAGUUCGAAGCAGAAACGUCAGGGGGAAAGGACCCGAAUCGAUUUCAAAAGUGAUACUGAAACGCAAAAAGUCAAACAACUAUAUGUAUUAUUACGCUGCUGCGGCUUCUGCGAUCGUGGUUGUGAUUUUAGCCAUCGGGUAUAACUUGUAUGCGUAGACAAUGGGAAAAUGGUGCACCUUUGGGUCAAAACGAACGGUAACGGAUGGAUACAGGUGGUUCUUGGAACGUAAUGUCGUUUUUUUGUUUUUGAGUUCGUUUUCUUUGAUAUGUAUUUGCAGACAGACCGAGAACUCGAUAUAUGACGGUUUAGAAGAGGUAGUUUGAAAAAUGUACCUGAGAUUUAAGCAGCAGCCAUAGAAGUUGGUUUUGGAUUAGUGUAAUUUUUGACCUUUUGGUUUUGAUAAGAAACAGAAUGUUGUUUAUGUGAUAUAUUUUGCAU